Molecule: messenger RNA, 471 nt
Organism: Caenorhabditis briggsae
Lineage: Eukaryota; Metazoa; Nematoda; Chromadorea; Rhabditida; Rhabditidae
Exons: 2
Coding region: 1-471 (156 amino acids)
Source: RefSeq, a predicted model, not a curated record
AUGGAUACACUUUUGAAAAAGAAUCUCAGAAUCUCGGAUUCCAGGAGUAUCAGAAAAAUCUCAGAAUCACAGAAUCACAGAAUCUCAGGAUCUCAGAAUCUCAGAAUCUCAGAAUCUCAGAAUCUCAGGGUCUCAGAAUCUCAGAAACUCAUAAUCUCAGAAUCUCAGUUUCUCAGAAUCUCAGAGUCUCAGAAUCUCAGGAUCUCAGGAUCUCAGAAUCUCAGAAUCUCAGAAACUCAUAAUCUCAGAAUCUCAGUUUCUCAGAAUCUCAGAGUCUCAGAAUCUCAGGAUCUCAGGAUCUCAGAAUCUCAGGAUCUCAGAAUCUCAGGAUCUCAGGAUCUCAAAAUCUCAGAAUCUCCGAAACUCAGAUUCUCAGAAUCACAGAAUUUCAGAAUCUCAGAAUCUCAGAAUCCCGGAUCUCAGAAUCUCAGAAGCCCAGAAUCUCAGAACAUCAGAAUCUCGGAAACUUAG